GAUAGAACAGAAAGAAACAGUGGGCGAAAUGUACAGCUGCUGAGCACAAAGUUACUUCGCCCACCUUCUCCAACACCACAUUACCAAUACAACCUCCAGAAAAUAGCAGAACAAAAAAAUUCAAUAAAAGGGCAACCGUAAAAAAGAGCAAAGCGGAGUGUUAAAACGGUAAUAUCAACGGGGCUAGGAGCCCAACGACUACAUUAGCCAAUGACUGCUUCACCGGUUCAGGAGCAGCCACAAGGAGAAAAUAGCCUGUGCAAAAAUUGUACGACAAAUACACAACCACAUGAAAGUCAAAUGGCAAGGAAGAAGGAGAAAGAGGAAGCAAAGAAAAGUCACGAUCUCUCAUCAGAGGAAUUGUACGGUACAGUACAGAAAUAGAGCUCCGAUGGGAAGGUGAAGAAAGAAAAGCUCUCUGCCAAAGCCAGCCAACAACCGACUACCAAACAACUAUUCCGCUGUUUUUUGACCCAAAAAAAAAAAAAUUGGACAGCAUGAGGAAGUUGUACAGUAUAGUACAGAAUAGAGCGCCGGUGGGAAGGUGAUGAAGAAAGAAGCUUACUACCAAACAACCAUUCCGCCGUUCUUUAACUGCAAAAAAAGAAGGGAAAAAAGAAAAACAGCAGCACCAUCCAACCAAUCGUAUGCUGCCACGUGACGGACGACCACGCUGACGAGGCAACCGGGUUUUCGUGCUUAAUCAGACAAGCUUAUCGCCACCACGACUCUGUUUGUCGGUUCCAUACAAGCACGCAGAACACACCGCAUCUACGCUGUAACAAUAUCACAAAGCAGGCAUUGAGCACCUGCAGGACUACAACUUUUCCACCCAUCACAAAGCGACACAUCAGCAAACCGCACACCCUUUGGCAACAUUCCUAAGCACUUAAUCUACUUUAGGUUAAAUAAAAAAUAGUGGUGGUAUUGAACUCAAAUCUUGUGGUGAAGAACUACAUAUACAAAAGUCAGAGGAGCACAGUUUCCUUCCCCCAGAUAAGUUGCAAAACAAGACUAGAAAUUCAACUAGUACCUUUCCUAACUAAUUUGAAGACGGAAAAUAUGAGAUCUUGCUUAGUGAUCCUCCUCUUCUUCUCAGUUGUUUCGCUUGUGUGUAUUAGCGAGGCAGCAAGACACGGACCAGAGAAUUAUGGAAAUGAAACACAGGAGCUUCUUAAAUGGGCUUCCCGGAGUGGAAAUCUGGGUCUUCGUGCACUUUGGCUCAUUCUGCAUUUUGCCGUCACCAUAUGGUACUUUCUGCUGGGAGUAGUGCAGUCUUUUGAGAGCUUUCUCAUUGCUAGUGAUAUAUUGACGAAAUAUGAAGCCCUUGAUAUCAGCAAGGUUCGUUAUUUGGCAAUGGUAAUAGACAGUGAAGAAGCUCAAGAACUUUCAAAAGUUUUGGAGUUAUUGCAGUGGGUUGCAGAUAUUGGUGUGAAAAGUGUCUGCCUUUAUGAUCCAGAAGGUGUGUUGAAAAAGAACAAGGAACCUAUCAUGCAAAGAUUCAGCAGUGCAAACUUGUCUGAGGAGGCUGCUGUUAAUGGUCGGCUUGUUACCCGCAGAAAUCUGACUUUGGAGUUUGUUUCAUUUGAGGAUGGAAAAGAAGCAGUUGCCAAAGCAGCUAAUUAUCUCUUUGUAAAGCACUAUGCAAAUGGUACUAAGGAAAAGUCAGAUUUUACAGAGCCUCAAAUGGCUGAAGCUUUAGGAGCCAUUGGUUCUGGAGGAGCUGAUCCUGAUCUGCUACUAAUUUAUGGACCCACAAGAUGCCAUCUUGGGUUUCCAGCAUGGAGACUUCGGUACACUGAAAUAGUACAUAUGGGGCCAUUGAAGUCUAUGAGUUAUGGUUCCCUUGUUAAAGCCAUUUUCAAGUACACUAUGGUGCAUCAAAAUUAUGAAACAACUGAUGCUCUGGUCGCUGUGCCUUCAUGUGGUCAAAAGUUUGAAACAAGUUUCCAUCCCCCUCCUUUUGGGAUCAAGGAAAACUAUCAUGUUAUUCAUCUCCAUUUCCAUCUUUUUACCUUAUUUGGCGAGUUUAAUCUAAUGAAAAAUGGUUCAUAAGCAAUUUCAUCCGCAGUGACGUCAUCUUGUGGGACGAGCAGAGUUCGGAAGAUGGACCUGACAGACGCUGCUAGUAUGGUUUGCAUUUUAUUGAGAAUGUUCUUCUUUGAUUGUAGGACCAAAGUUAAAAGGUAUCUAUUGGCUUGUAUGCCCAAUUGAUUGACCUUUUCGUAAACUCAUCCCGUUGUAAACUCAUCACGUGAUGGAAAAUGUUUGUACUCCAUUUGCUC
Messenger RNA from Coffea arabica (coffee), 2285 nucleotides. RefSeq lists its product as uncharacterized. The record is from RefSeq and is a predicted model, not a curated record. NCBI's taxonomy places the organism in Eukaryota, Viridiplantae, Streptophyta, Magnoliopsida, Gentianales, Rubiaceae. Gene Ontology annotation, cellular component: endoplasmic reticulum membrane; dehydrodolichyl diphosphate synthase complex. Gene Ontology annotation, molecular function: ditrans,polycis-polyprenyl diphosphate synthase [(2E,6E)-farnesyl diphosphate specific] activity.